Molecule: messenger RNA, 6213 nt
Organism: Mus pahari (shrew mouse)
Lineage: Eukaryota; Metazoa; Chordata; Mammalia; Rodentia; Muridae
Gene: Syncrip
Product: synaptotagmin binding cytoplasmic RNA interacting protein
Exons: 12
Coding region: 205-1698 (497 amino acids)
Biological process (GO): CRD-mediated mRNA stabilization
Cellular component (GO): CRD-mediated mRNA stability complex; nucleus; ribonucleoprotein complex
Molecular function (GO): mRNA 5'-UTR binding
Source: RefSeq, a predicted model, not a curated record
GGGGGCGCGCGCGCGCACCGGGAGCGCGCUCGGAGGCGAGUGGAACUGGAUCGGGUUUGCUGCCAGCGGCGUGAGCUUCGGCCGCCAUUUUACAACAGCUCCACUCGCGCCGGACACAGGGAGCAGCGAGCACGCGUUCCCCGCCAGCCGACCCCGUCGGACAGGAUUCCUCGGCCCCAGCCCCGCGGGGAGAUCUCUGGAAACAUGGCUACAGAACAUGUUAAUGGAAAUGGUACUGAAGAGCCCAUGGAUACUACUUCAGCAGUUAUCCAUUCAGAAAAUUUUCAGACAUUGCUUGAUGCUGGUUUACCACAGAAAGUUGCUGAAAAACUAGAUGAAAUUUACGUUGCAGGACUAGUUGCACAUAGUGAUUUAGAUGAAAGAGCUAUCGAAGCUUUAAAAGAGUUCAAUGAAGACGGCGCAUUGGCAGUGCUUCAACAGUUUAAAGACAGUGAUCUCUCUCAUGUUCAGAACAAAAGUGCCUUUUUAUGUGGAGUCAUGAAGACUUACAGGCAGAGAGAAAAACAAGGGACCAAAGUAGCAGACUCUAGUAAAGGACCAGAUGAGGCAAAGAUUAAGGCACUUUUGGAAAGAACAGGCUACACACUUGAUGUGACUACAGGUCAGAGGAAGUAUGGAGGACCACCUCCAGAUUCCGUUUAUUCAGGUCAGCAGCCUUCUGUUGGCACUGAGAUAUUUGUGGGGAAGAUCCCCAGAGAUCUGUUUGAGGAUGAGCUUGUUCCAUUAUUUGAGAAAGCUGGACCUAUAUGGGAUCUUCGCUUAAUGAUGGAUCCGCUUACUGGUCUCAACAGAGGUUAUGCGUUUGUCACUUUUUGUACAAAAGAAGCAGCACAAGAGGCUGUUAAACUGUAUAAUAAUCAUGAAAUUCGUUCCGGGAAGCACAUUGGUGUCUGCAUCUCAGUUGCCAACAAUAGGCUUUUUGUGGGCUCUAUUCCUAAGAGUAAAACCAAGGAACAGAUUCUUGAAGAAUUUAGCAAAGUGACAGAUAUUAAGGAGGUAAAAGUGCUGUUUGUACGUAACCUUGCCAACACUGUAACAGAAGAAAUUUUAGAAAAGUCGUUUAGUCAAUUUGGGAAACUGGAACGAGUAAAGAAGCUAAAAGAUUAUGCUUUCAUUCAUUUUGAUGAGAGAGAUGGUGCUGUCAAGGCUAUGGAAGAAAUGAAUGGUAAAGACUUGGAGGGAGAGAAUAUUGAAAUUGUUUUUGCUAAGCCACCAGAUCAGAAGAGGAAAGAAAGAAAAGCUCAGAGGCAAGCAGCAAAGAAUCAAAUGUAUGAUGAUUACUACUAUUAUGGUCCACCUCAUAUGCCUCCCCCAACAAGAGGUCGAGGGCGUGGAGGUAGAGGUGGCUAUGGAUAUCCUCCAGAUUAUUAUGGAUACGAAGAUUAUUAUGAUUAUUAUGGUUAUGAUUACCAUAACUAUCGUGGUGGAUAUGAAGAUCCAUACUAUGGUUAUGAAGAUUUUCAAGUUGGAGCUAGAGGAAGGGGUGGUAGAGGAGCAAGGGGUGCUGCUCCGUCCAGAGGUCGUGGGGCUGCUCCUCCCCGUGGUAGAGCCGGUUAUUCACAGAGAGGAGGCCCUGGAUCAGCAAGAGGCGUUCGCGGUGCGAGAGGAGGUGCCCAACAACAAAGAGGCCGCGGGCAGGGAAAAGGGGUCGAGGCCGGUCCUGACCUGUUACAAUGAAGACUGACUUGCUAUGUGGGAUUACACCAGAAGCUUGCAGUGGAGUAAUGGUAAGGAAAAUCAAGCAACCUUAAAUAUCUCGGCUGUAUAGGAGCAUAUUCUAUUGCAGAAGAACUUCCUAUGAAGAUCAUGGAAUCAAAUACGGGACAUUGAACUAAUACUUGGACUUUGAUAUGAAUUUCUUUAACAAUUUUCUCUGCAGUGCAAGUUAUUAAACUAAAGCUACUCUAUUUUCCAAAUGUGUUCCAACAAAAAUCCUUCAUAACUUCUAGCAUGGUAUCUUAAUAAAGAAUAAAGUUGUUCUCUUUAAAAAAUCUGCUCUAAGUAGAUUUUUCCCCUCUUUUUAAAUUAAGGAUCUCAGCAGUGGUAUUCUGAAAUACUCUCUUGAAUUUGUGCAUUUAAAUUUUAUUGCAGUGAUACAGAUGCCACUGUUGGUACCCUUAAAUUUUUAUUUCUGCUCACCAAGGUUAAUCAUGAUUGUCUAUAUCUUUUUUAUAGUAAUCACUUUUGAAUUGUGUUCAGAUGCAGUUUCAGGUGUAAUCAUCAGAGCUGGUUAGUCAGGCAUUCCAGAUAGUGGUUCUUUUCAGAACCUUUUUUAAAGGGUUGGUUAACUACCUCAGUAGCAGAGGAUUGAACUAUACCCUGUCUGUACUGUACAUAGAAAAUCUUUGUAGAUAAAAGCAAGGCUUGUUAAAUAUGAUAUGAGGGUAAGAAUUUAAUAUACCAAAUGUAACAUUCUUAGUUGCCUUUAGUUUCAGAGGCUUGUAAGACUUCCUCAUGACCAUCAUAACAGGCCUUGCUUUUGUCGUAUUUUGUGGCUGAAAAAGCAGCCUUGCUUCUUCAGAUAUUGUAGUUAUUGGAUGUAUAAUAGUUUAGCAAGAUGUUACUUUUGUAAGACAUCAGAUGUUCAAAAAAAAGUGCAUCCGAACUUGUACUAAAUACUGCAGUGUCCCUUUAUAAAAAGUCAGACUAAAACUGACAAUUGUACAGCAAGCCUGACAUUUGGAUAUUUUGAAGUUUUUUCAUAAAUCAUAGAAAUUAGUAUAUGGCUGUAGUUUAGCUUUUUAGGUAAAAGGUAUGUUUCAUUAGUGCAUUUGUUACUGCUGAUCACUAUAAAAAUGUGAAUCAGCUUUCCAUUUCUUAUGCAGGUCAUGAUACCUUGUAGAAUAGAGUACAAUCAUUUGUGCUAUGUUUUUAAUUUUCUAAAGCACCUUGAUGACAGUGAGUGUUCAGUGGUGAAGCAUCCUCUAUUGAAUCACCCUCAAAUUUUUUUGCCAAGUCCUAAGUUGAUAGCUUAAAGUCAAAAGUAAAAUUAUAGUUUUAAGUAGGACUUGGUGUAAAGAAAUACCUUUUCCCCUUCCCCAAAGGGAUACUGCAGUUAUAUCACAUACCCAAUAGGCACCACGAUGAAGAUCAGAGCUUAUACCUAAUUAAGGUUUUAUACACACCAGUUCCCCAGUAAAUGCAAAUUUAACAAGAAAAUUAGACAUGUCAUAUGUUCAAAAUGCUCAUGGCAAACAAUCAUUUUGCAUUCCUGCAAAUAAAAUUGUUUUAUACUGUAAGCUGGAGGCGAGUGUAACUUAUUUUUGUAAUAAAGUUUUUAUUUUUUUUAUGUGUCAUUAAUAUAAAUGUGUGUUAGUAUAGAAAAUCUUCUGGUUUAAAAACUUAGAAUUGCACACAUUUCAGUAUGUUUCAUUUGUACUUACAUAAUUUUAGAAUAGUGGUUGCCAAUAGCCUGUAUGUUUCCCAUUAAUUGGUUUUUUUCCUUUUUUUUUUGUUACCUUAAUAAACCAUUUUAGUAUGUUGUAUGUCAGUUACUGGGAUAGCUGGGGCAUAGAGUGUAAUUUAAAAUUUGUCAAUAAGUAUUCAUUGGAAUAUAUGUAAAUGUGCCUUGCCGGUUACUGAAACUUACCUACAAAAUGAGUAUGGGGUGACAAAUUUGUUCCUGGUGCUUAAUGAAACUUUCUUCCACUGAUUUUAUAUAUUACCCUGUGCUUUUUAAAAGUACAUCUCUCAAAUAUUAGUGUAAGUUUGAGGGCUACACAAAACAUGUACAUUUCAUUCUAACAUACUGAGUAUACUAGGUCGUGGAAAGUGGGUCACUUAAUUGUAGCCUUCAGCAAAAUCAAAUCUCAGUGUAAUCCUUGGUGCUGGCACUUCCCAUGUCCAAGGAGUAAAAUGAUCCUAUCUAAGAGGUCAUUGCCAUGCCUAUUGGCACUUAACUGUCAUACCAUUUUUAACGGACACUGUCAAGGUCUUUUAAUUAAUUCCUGGUUUUAUUUGUUGGGAUAUUAGAACAGGUUUCUUAAACCUAACUGCAUUGUCAAAGUUGAAAAACGAACACUUUUGUGAGUUCACAAAUGUGUUCUUUAAGAAAACAUUAAAGUUUGGAGCUCUUUGGGUUUCAAAGACUUGGCUUUUUUAGUUUGGGGACGUGGGAUGAAACUAUGAUUCAAAGGAAAUUGUGAAGAAUUGAUGGUUAUAUUUAAGGGUAAUGUAAACAGUGGUGAUGAAAUGUAGACUCAAGUGAAAAUACUUGACAGUGUUCAUUUUAAUGACUUUGAAUUUAAGCCAUUAUGAUUACUUUUAAAAUUAAAUAUAAUUUGCACUGUUCUGAUAAUGGGUGCAGUUUUUGAGCAAUAUAAUCAGAGCUAAAUAUGCAUGUAGUGAUUAGUGAUGUGAACAAUUAAGUUCUGAGAAGAAAUACUAACCGUGGUAUUUUCAAACUUAAAUUUCUGUAGAAAAAUCAGUUAUCAAACACUUAUCAGAAGUCAAGAAAAACAGGCAAUGCAUAUAAACAUAAUUUUGAAUGUUGUGUGGCCUAUAAAGCAAUAAUGCAAUUUAUAUGGAAUGUCAUGGAUAUGAGAAAUGGAAAUGCGAAAAUAACUAAUCCUUUAGUAAAAAUGUCAACAUGUUAAAAGGGGGAAUGUUAACUAAUGUAGGUUAUUGCGUUUGUGAUUUGUUUAUGGGUUCUUGGCUUUGACAGCUUCAAAGAAUGGACAGAUGAGAAGUUAAAUUUUGUAUAUAUUGUCAAGGAAAGGAUCUUUAAUAGUCAAGUCUCUUCCUUGUGGUUAAAAAAAAUAUAUCAUUAAUGAAUUCUGAUUGUUAAAAAAAGUUACCUAACCAAAACAGACACAAGGUUUUGUUUCUGCAGACUACUUGGCAAUCAAAAGUGUUCAUAAAUUUAGUUUAUCAGUUCUCAGAAAAAUUAUUAUGAGAAAAUUGUGUUAAUUAUAUUCUUCCCAAGCAUGUUUUUUUUGAAACAUUUAGUCACUGCAAUUGAAUCACAUGUUAAAAAUGGAGAACUGAAUUGCACAAAAAGGAAUCACAUACUCACAAUGGCAUUUAACACCAUGAGAAACUUUUUACUGAUUAUUGUUAAACUUUUACUGAUUGAUGCAUACCUGACUAAAGUAUAUACAUUUUCUCAUGAUAGGUUAGGAAUAUCACAAAUGGAUUGAUGGGGCAAUAUGUGCUAUAUAAUUGUAUAUAAGAUAUUUGAAAAGAUGUAUUUAGUAUUAGAAUGAACAACAAACUACAUGGGAAAAUUUAGUACACUUUUUUGAAAUUUUUGGUCAGAAACAGCAAAAACAUACUGUUUAGAUGUCAUUAUUUGAUGGGGAGAAAUUAAAACAUAGAAGGGCUUCAUGCAUUAGGAAAAGGUAGUCCUAGAGUAAAUGGUUGCUCAGGUUCCUAAAAAUUCCAACAAUACCCUCCAUGACUGUUUUCUCCCCACAUAUAAAUACAAUAAACAGGAAUUCAGUGGUGGGUAUGAAGUUAAUGAAUAAACAACUUACUUUAAGAAUACACAAACAGACUUCUUGGGAUGUUUUUAUGGUGUAAUAUUUACUAGUAAUCUUACCACUCAGUAGGGCAUGCCACUAAAGAUGCCACUUAUGAACCAAGGCUCACACAGGCAUUUUUAAAAAACUGAGCCAAUAUAUAGAUGGACUUUUGGGGUCUGUCACUUUUUAAAAGUUCUUAAGACAUAAACCAUAUUAGCACCACAGUCUGCCUUCAAUAAUGUACCUGGAAUGUUUUUCAGGACCAGAAGCAUUCAGUUGGACAAACUUUUUAAAAUGCAAAUCAGUAUUACUUUGGGUCAAAGAUUUAAGUUUUUAACAUUAACAGUAGUCUGGUAAACAUUUAGAAGUCUGACAAUGAGAAACAAAAGCUUGUACCCAAGUAGAAUUUAAUUAAAUUAGUUUUUAGCUUAUGUAAAUUCUUUUACAUUUAUUUAUCCAUAGAAUUUAUAUUUAUUCCAUUCCUUUUGUCUCACUGAAAGCUGUCUGCAGGCUCUUUGAUUUGGAUUAGAUGUGUGAAGUACUGUCUUUCGCCAAAAACCUCAAAUUUCCUGUUUUUUCCCAACAUAGUGGGUUUGUGCUUGUUUGGAGAUCAGUUCAAAAACUAUCUGUACUAUCUGUACUGCCUCUGAUGUUAAGAUUUUAUGUAUAGCAUAAGGAAGCUAGCUCUGACUAUAUUUUCCUAAGAAUAAAGACCUAUUUUUGUAGCAUG